Messenger RNA from Rattus norvegicus (Norway rat), 4547 nucleotides. The record is from RefSeq and is a predicted model, not a curated record. Lineage: Eukaryota; Metazoa; Chordata; Mammalia; Rodentia; Muridae.
GAAAAAAGAAAGAAAAGAAAAACCCACGGGAGAAAACAAACAAACGAACAAAAACCAUUGAAAUGCACUUUCAUAAGAUAGAAACAUCAUGUAAUGCUCAAAUUAUUAGUAACAACCCAAAAUUUAAAGGCCUUAAAAAAUGCCAACCAACAAGGUAACCACUAACUAGAAGUAGCUGCUGAGUAUUUAAAUGUGCUUCACUAGAUUCAACUGAAAUGUCCUCUAAACUACACACUGAAGUCUUAAGACUUAGUAUGAAAGACAGGGAUUAGUGGUUUUUAAUAAGAAUUGAAUUCAUUUCAAUGCUUUCAUGCCAAUUUUAUAAUAAAACAAUAACAUUGUUACAGUUAAUUGCAUACUUUUUAAAGAAAAGCCUUUCUUACCAGACUGGGAUCCCAUCCAGGGCCUGGUGCAUGUGAGGUAAGCACUCUCCCACUGAGCCACACCCCAGCGCUAACGGAUAGGCAGCCCUGCCAGGGAGAACACAGGACAGCCACUUCCAUCUCGACUUCACAUGUCCCCGCACAUGUGAAUCUGUAACUAUACUUCAAACUCUUAGUUCUUUAUGCAACAUUUGAAUCUGACCACGUAAAACUUUUAGUUACUAAAUCUGGAAAUUGUUGUUAAUACAGUUGUGAUAAUGAUUGUUGUCAACUUGACAGGGUCUAGAAUCACCUAAGAGGGAAAUCUCUAGGCAUAUCUGUGAGGAAGUUUCUAGAUCAGGUUAGUUGAAGUGGGAAGAGUAUCCCUAACAGUGGGUGGCAUCCGGUCCAUGGCCUGGGGUCCAGGACUAAAUAAAGAGGAGAAGCAAGCUAAGCACCAGCAUUUAUCACUCCUGGCUUCCUGGCUGAGGAUAGACUGUGACAAGCUGACUCCUGCCACCAUGCCUUCCCAGAGUGACUGACUCCACCCUCUGACCUGGAGCCCAAACAAACCCUUUCUCCCUUAAGUUGCUUUUGUCUAUGUAACAAGAAAAGCUACUAAUACAAUAGGUAUCAAGACAAUUUUAAUGAUAAUGCUGUUUAUGCCUGUUGUCCCUGCUACUGGAGAGGAUGAGGUAGGUUAUCAUUUAUGAUCAAAGUUGCAGAUAAAGCCAGGAAAAUAUAGUAGGACCCAUCUCAUAAAUAAAUAAAUAAAUAAAUAAAUAAAUAAAUAAAUAGUAAAAUUAUAAAUGUAACUUCUCAUUUCACUUGACAAUAUUACUUUAGAAUCACACAGUUGCUAUUUUUUAUACCUUAUCUUUUUUUUAAUUCUAGAAAGUAGUAUUUGCACAAAAUAAUGGGUUUCAUUGUGAGACUGUGUGUUUGUUGUGAGACAGGGUUUCACUGUGCAGCCCUGGCUGGCCUGAAACUAACUAUGUAGAUCAUCGCCAGUCUGCUCUUAAUUAACUGUGAAAAUAACUAAUCUGAGAGUUUAAUCCUAGUCGAAGAUCCUGAAUCUUGAAGUUAAAUUUUAAUAUUUACGUAAGUCAGUGUGAUGAACGACUGCCCACAGCCUCAUGACCACAGUCUCAAAAUCUGUCUCGAUCUUUUAAUGAUUAUUAUGUGAGUGGGCGUUUUGCCUGCAUGUAUGCCUGUGCACUUAAUGUAUGCCUGGUGUCCUGGAGACCAGAGAAGGGCACUAAUUUACUGGAGUUACAGAAGGUUGUAAGCCACCAACGCAUGCUGGGAAUUGAACUCAGGUCCUCUGAAGGAGCAGAUUUCCGGUGGGAUACAAUCCCUUCCUGACCUAUAACAAAAAGUUGAGAGAGUAUUUCAUACUGAAAUCCUAAACUUUUCUCCAAGUCAACACCCAAUUUGGUCACCACUUCCCCCAAAGGAGGCUUGGGGACCUGCUCUGGGGUGUGGCUUGAGAAGACAUAAAUGUCCCCCAAGCAUCAGCUUCUUCGGGGCGGGGACUACAGAGGCCCCGCCCCCAGCCCUACUUGCCUACACUCUGGGCUGGACGCCGAGGGACUUCACCUCAGGGCUUUCCUCAAGGAACAGCUCGGGUACUGGGCAAGGGACUCCAAGCCUCCCUCUGAAUUCUGAAGCCAGGCCAUUUCGGUCCGGGACCAGGUCCGCCUCACGUACAGGCGCGUCCAGUGCCUACUAAUGAUCACGCCGGCCCCGCCCACCUCAAGUUUCGUCUCAGGGCUGCACUGCCCACCUUGGAGUCUAGGCCAGAAGCGGAGUCCAACAUGGCCUCACGCCCUGGGUGUCUUUGGCACUGGCGGAGUCUGAGGCGGCGGGAGGAACUCACGAGCUUGUUCGUGUGGAAAACGUCUCCCGACGCUUUCUCGCACUCCUCUUGGACCAGUGACUGGGGUUCCGGGCGCACGCGCAUAGCCAAACCGUGCGUCUCCCACUGCGCCCAAGUGUCUUCAGAUUCCCAGCGGGACCCGGUGGACUGCCUACUAUAUGCCUGACUACGACGAGUUGACCGCCUUUCUGGGCGAGUGGGGGCCCUUCCAGCGCCUCAUCUUCUUCCUGCUCAGUGCCAGCAUCAUCCCCAAUGGCUUUACUGGGUUGUCAGCCGUGUUCCUGACGGCGAGUCCGGAGCACCGUUGCCUGGUACCAGACACCGUGAACCUGAGCAGCGCGUGGCGCAACCACAGCAUCCCGUUGGAGAUGAAGGACGGACGGCAGGUGCCUCAUAAAUGCCGCCGCUACCGACUGGCCACCAUCGCCAACUUCUCUGCUCUGGGACUGGAGCCAGGAGAGGAUGUGGACCUGAAGCAGCUGGAACUGGAGAACUGCCUGGAUGGCUGGGAAUACAGCAAGGAGGUCUUCCUGUCCACCAUCGUGACAGAGUGGAACCUGGUGUGUAACGAUGCCUGGAAAGCCCCACUCACCACCUCCAUGUUUUACGUGGGUGUGCUCUUAGGCUCCUUCAUUUCGGGACAGCUCUCAGACAGGUUUGGUCGCAAGCCUGUGCUGUUUUGGACCAUGGGCAUGCAUACUGGCUUCAGCUUCCUGCAGGUCUUCUCUGUGAACUUCGAGAUGUUUACUCUGCUCUUUGCCCUUGUUGGCAUGGGACAUAUAUCCAACUACGUGGCAGCAUUUGUUCUGGGAACAGAAAUUCUUUCCAAGUCAAUUCGAAUUAUAUUCGCCACCUUAGGAAUUUGCAUAUUUUUUGCAUUUGGCUUCAUGGUGCUGCCUCUGUUUGCAUACUUCAUCAGAGACUGGAGGAUGCUGCUGAUGGCAAUUACUUUACCAGGGGUGCUGUGUGGGGCUCUCUGGUGGUUCAUCCCUGAGUCCCCCCGAUGGCUCAUCUCUCAAGGCCGAGUUAAAGAGGCAGAGGUGAUCAUCCGCAAAGCUGCCAAAUUCAAUGGGAUUGUUGCGCCUUCCACUAUCUUCGAUCCCAGUGAGACCACUAACUUACAAGAUGGAAAUGCCAAAAAUACUCAGUCGCACCACAUUUAUGAUCUGGUCCGAACACGGAAUAUCAGGAUCCUCACCAUCAUGUCCAUAAUCCUGUGGCUGACCAUAUCAGUGGGCUACUUCGGACUUUCUCUUGACACUCCUAACUUGAAUGGGAACAUCUACGUGAAUGGCUUCCUACUGGCAGCUGUUGAAGUCCCUGCCUAUGUGUUGGCCUGGCUAUUGCUACAGCAUGUGACCCGGCGUUAUUCCAUGGCUGGUUCCCUUUUCUUGGGUGGCAGUGUCCUUCUCAUAUUGCAACUUGUGCCUUCAGAUUUACUUUACUUGUCCACUGCCCUGGUGAUGGUGGGCAAGUUUGGAAUCACCUCUGCCUAUUCCAUGGUCUAUGUGUACACGGCCGAGCUGUACCCCACUGUGGUCAGAAACAUGGGUGUGGGGGUCAGCUCCACAGCAUCCCGCCUUGGCAGCAUCCUGUCUCCCUACUUUGUCUACCUUGGUGCCUAUGAUCGCCACCUGCCUUAUAUCGUCAUGGGAAGUCUGACCAUCCUGACAGCUAUCAUCACUUUCUUCUUCCCAGAGAGCUCUGGAGUUUCACUUCCAGACACCAUUGACGAGAUGCAAAAGGUCAAGCGAAUAAGACGAGUGUCAGCCAUGAGUAAGAAAGGGUCUGCACCAGAUUCUAAAAGAAAAGUCUCCACAUCCUAAAGGCUUUUAACACCUGGUUCAGAAGCUAAAAAACUGAACUGAAAACCUGCAUGCUGUCAGAAAUACUGUGAGUGACCCAGGGCUUUCUGUUCUGUUGACCUUGUGUCUAACAAGCAUCUGUCCUGAAGAGCCACCUUCCUCCAGGGCCACCAAGGCUAACGACACACAGCUUGCACAUCCCAUCACAGUGUGGUCUGGGGCCUCCCAGAGAAGUUACUGAGUCUCUUGAAGCCGUGGGACUUGGAAGACUGAGAAACAUCUGCUAGACAUGCUUUGUUAUCCUGGAAGACCUGAUAGUCACAGACAGAACAGCAGGUCUGUUUCCCCUCCUUUCACUAACUGAAGAACUUACAGGAAAGGAAUAAAAGUGACUCAGUGGUGGUGUGCUUGUUUGGAUGGCACAGGGCCCUGGACAUGAUCAAAUGCACCAAAAAGAAACAAAAAAAAAGUCUUUUCAGAAAAUAAAUGAUUUCAUGGAUA